Molecule: messenger RNA, 1658 nt
Organism: Lolium perenne
Lineage: Eukaryota; Viridiplantae; Streptophyta; Magnoliopsida; Poales; Poaceae
Biological process (GO): response to photooxidative stress; photosystem I assembly
Cellular component (GO): chloroplast thylakoid membrane
Source: RefSeq, a predicted model, not a curated record
CUGCGUUCAAGCAGCAGAUAGCCGUGCCGCCCCUGAUCCCAACUUCAUGCUGCCCACUACGACGAAUGCCAAGUAGCCAUCACGAAAAGUCAAACACUAAUUCAUUGUUUUCCCUUUGCUUUAUAAUCGUCCCGCGCGUAUGUAUUGUAGCAUCAGCAGCUCAGUUCGUGCAGGCCAUACAGUACGCAGAUCACCAUGCAGUCCGCCGGCGAGGAAGCGCCACGGCUUGCGCCGGCCACAUCUGAGGACGGCGGCAAGAGCCCGGCGUCACCGUCGAUGGACAACGAGCGGCAGAUCCCCGUGGACCCCGUCUCGCUGCGGCACCUGGGCAUGGUCGCCGACCCGGACUCGCCGCUCUCGGCGCCGUCGGUGAUGACGGAGCUGGUGGCGCACUCGUCCCCGCUCCUGCCGCCGCUCCGCCGUCCCACCUUCGUCGGCGCCAGCCUCCCGUGCUCCGCGGCCUCCUCCCCGGUCCACAGCGCCUCUGCGAAGCGGGAAGAGCCCAGCCUCGCCACGGUCAUCGCCCUGAGCUCCCUGGCGCGGCAGCACUCCGCCGCGCUCGCCCACUACGUCACCUCGCCGACCGCGGCGCCCACCACGCUCUCCAGGAGCGCGUCCCGUGCCGAGGGGAGGACCAUGGCGCCGCACGACGACGAGUACCCGCACUUCGAGUUCGACACCGACGCGGACGCCCACGGCUUCAAGUGCGGCGUGCUGUGCAUGUUCAUCCCGGGCUUCAACAAGAAGAAGCGGGGCUCCCCCUCCGCGGCGGCCGUCGUGUCCAGCAUACAGAGGCAGCACUCGGGCGCGAGGCGGCGGAGCAGCGUGUCGCGGAUGGCGUCCAUGGAGAGGUUCGAGUGCGGGUCGUGGAGCCCGCCGCCGCCGCCGCCGCCCACCUCGGCGCCGCACGUCGACACGGACUUCGCGAUGGAGGUGGCCAAGGUCAGCUGCGCGGACGACACGGACUUGCCGAUCAAGAUGGCGUUCGUGUUCGAUGGCGACGCGAGGGGGGUCCUGAAGAAGUCGGCGUCGGAGUCGGAGUCGCGGCGGGCGGAGUCGGGGGCGCCCGUCAAGAUGGCGUUCGCGCUCGAGGGCGAGCCGAGGGGGAUCCUGAAGAAGUCGGCGUCCGCGUCGCAGCGGCAGGAGUCGCCGGCCCCCAGGAUGUCGUCUGCGUCGCAGCGGCACGUGAGGUUCUCGACAGCAGCCGCGCCGCCGGCGUCGUGCCCGACCUCGCCGUGCAUCACGCCGCGGCUGGCGAUGGCCAGGGCGGAGUUCAACGCAUUCUUGGAGGCGCAGAGCGCGUAGAUAUAGUUCAUCAUGUACGUACGUACGGUGCAUGUCUGUUUUUUCUUGGAUUUCUCCGUGCGUGUUCGCGAGUGGCAUGCGCUGCCGGUACGGGCGCGCCGUCGCUGGCCGGAACAGGUUUUGUUUUUCCGGCGUGUUCCAUUCUUGUUCGGUUGUCCAUAUUCCAGUCGACCAAUUCCCGACGGCUUUUUUGGGGGGUUAUUACGACCGACGGAGGAAACAGGAAGAGGUUUGUGUUCUACAGCUCUACUUCAAUCUCGUUUGUGCGUGAAAGUCGAUCGGCUCUUGCUAUGCUAGGGUUUGCCAUGAAUCGAUCGAACCGUGAAAUGGGUCUCCUUUGGGAGAAUAUUUGA